Cynocephalus volans (Philippine flying lemur) is the source of this 4950-nucleotide messenger RNA. It is a transcript of the gene THSD7A, whose product is annotated as thrombospondin type 1 domain containing 7A. The transcript is spliced from 28 exons. Lineage: Eukaryota; Metazoa; Chordata; Mammalia; Dermoptera; Cynocephalidae. The coding region runs from base 1 to 4950 and encodes 1649 amino acids. The record is from RefSeq and is a predicted model, not a curated record.
AUGGCGCUGCGAGCGAGGCGCGGGGCGUCCGGGAGCCGGGGCGUCCUGCUGCUGCCGCCGCCGCUGCCGCUGCUCCUGCUGCUGCUGCUGCUGCUGCGCUCGGGCGCCGGCGGGGCUGCGGCGCGGGGCGAGGCGGAGGCACCCACCCUCUAUCUGUGGAAGACCGGUCCCUGGGGCCGAUGCAUGGGAGAUGAAUGUGGUCCAGGAGGCAUCCAAACCAGGGCUGUGUGGUGUGCUCAUGUGGAAGGAUGGACGACACUGCACACAAACUGUAAGCAGGCCGAGAGACCCAAUAACCAGCAAAAUUGCUUCAAAGUUUGUGACUGGCACAAAGAGUUGUAUGACUGGAGGCUGGGACCCUGGAAUCAGUGUCAGCCCGUGAUUUCAAAACGCCUAGAGAAACCUCUAGAGUGCACUAAGGGGGAAGAAGGCAUUCAGGUGAGAGAGAUAACGUGCAUCCAGAAAGACAAAGACAUCCCCGCGGAGGAUAUCAUCUGUGAGUACUUUGAGCCCAAGCCUCUCCUGGAACAAGCUUGCCUCAUUCCUUGCCAGCAAGACUGCAUCGUGUCUGAGUUUUCCGCCUGGUCCGAAUGCUCCAAGACCUGCGGCAGCGGGCUCCAGCACCGCACGCGUCACGUGGUGGCGCCGCCGCAGUUCGGGGGCUCGGGCUGCCCAAACCUGACGGAGUUUCAGGUGUGCCAGUCCAGUCCGUGCGAAGCUGAAGAGAGCAUGUACAGCUUGCAAGUGGGGCCCUGGAGCACGUGCUCAAUGCCGCACUCGCGACAAGCGAGACAAGCCAGGAGACGUGGGAAGAAUAGAGAGCGGGAAAAAGACCGAGGCAAAGGAGUGAAGGAUCCGGAGGCCCGUGAACUUAUCAAGAAGAAGAGAAACAGAAACAGACAGAGCAGACAAGAGAACAGAUACUGGGACAUCCAGAUUGGAUAUCAGACCCGGGAGGUUAUGUGCACUAACAAGACGGGGAAAGCUGCUGAUUUCAGCUUUUGCCAGCAAGAGAAGCUGCCAAUGACCUUCCAGUCUUGUGUGAUUACCAAAGAGUGCCAGGUGUCCGAGUGGGCGGAAUGGAGCGCAUGCUCAAAAACUUGCCACGAAGUGACAUCCCCUACAGGCACUCGUGUGAGGACACGGACCAUCAGGCAGUUUCCUAUUGGCAGUGAAAAGGACUGUCCAGAACUUGAGGAGAAAGAACCCUGUGUGUCUCAAGGAGAUGGAGCUGCCCCCUGUGCCACGUACGGCUGGAGGACGACGGAGUGGACCGAGUGCCGCGUGGACCCGCUGCUCAGCCAGCAGGACAGGAGGCGCGGCAACCACUCGGCCCUGUGCGGAGGAGGCGUCCAGACCCGAGAGGCGUACUGCGCGCGGGCCCGCGAAAACCUCCCCUCGAACCUGAGUGCCCGCCAGGACACAGAAGCUUCAAAACCAGUGGACAUGAAAUUAUGCACUGGCCCUGUCCCUAAUACUACACAGCUGUGCCACAUUCCUUGUCCAAUUGAAUGUGAAGUUUCACCUUGGACAGCUUGGGGACCUUGUACUUAUGAAAACUGUAAUGACCAGCAAGGCAAAAAAGGCUUCAAACUGAGGAAGCGGCGUAUUACCAAUGAGCCCACCGGAGGCUCUGGGGGGACUGGAAACUGCCCUCACUUACUGGAAGCCAUUCCCUGCGAAGAGCCAUCCUGCUAUGACUGGAAAGCAGUGAGGCUGGGAGACUGCGAGCCAGAUAAUGGGAAGGAGUGUGGUCCAGGCACUCAAGUGCAAGAGGUUGUAUGCAUCAACAGUGACGGAGAAGAAGUUGACAGACAGCUGUGCAGAGAUGCCAUCUUCCCCAUCCCUGUGGCCUGUGAUGCCCCGUGCCCCAAAGACUGUGUGCUCAGCAUGUGGUCUACAUGGUCCUCCUGCUCACACACCUGCUCAGGGAAGACCACAGAAGGGAAACAGAUCCGAGCCCGGUCCAUUCUGGCCUAUGCGGGUGAAGAAGGUGGAAUUCGCUGUCCAAAUAGCAGUGCUUUGCAAGAGGUGCGCAGCUGCAAUGAGCAUCCUUGUACUGUGUACCACUGGCAAACCGGUCCUUGGGGCCAGUGCAUCGAGGACACCUCAGUAUCAUCCUUCAACACAACCACAACUUGGAAUGGGGAGGCAUCCUGCUCUGUUGGCAUGCAGACCAGAAAAGUCAUCUGUGUGCGAGUCAAUGUGGGCCAAGUGGGACCCAAAAAGUGUCCUGAAAGCCUUCGGCCUGAAACAGUGAGGCCUUGUCUGCUCCCUUGUAGGAAGGACUGCAUCAUGAGCCCAUACAGUGACUGGACUUCAUGCCCUUCCUCAUGUAGAGAAGGGGACUCCAGGGUCAGGAAGCAGUCUCGGCACCGGAUUGUCAUUCAGCUGCCAGCCAACGGAGGCCGGGACUGCACAGAUCCGCUCUAUGAAGAGAAGGCCUGCGAAGCCCCUCAAGAGUGCCAGAGCUACAGGUGGAAGACUCACAAGUGGCGCAGGUGCCAAUUAGUCCCUUGGAGUGUGCAGCAGGACAGCCCCGGAGCACAGGAAGGCUGUGGGCCUGGACGACAGGCAAGAGCCAUUACCUGUCGAAAGCAAGAUGGAGGGCAGGUUGGCGUCCUUGAGUGCCUCCAGUAUGCAGGCCCUGUGCCAGCCCUCACCCAAGCUUGCCAGAUCCCUUGCCAAGAUGACUGUCAAUUCACCAGCUGGUCCAAGUUUUCUUCAUGCAAUGGAGAUUGUGGUGCAGUUAGGACCAGAAAGCGCACCAUUGUUGGAAAAAGUAAAAAGAAGGAAAAAUGUAAAAAUUCCCAUCUGUACCCCCUGAUUGAGACUCAGUAUUGUCCUUGUGACAAAUACAAUGCACAGCCUGUGGGUAACUGGUCAGACUGUAUUUUACCAGAGGGGAAAGUGGAAGUGUUACUGGGAAUGAAAAUACAAGCAGACAUCAAGGAAUGUGGACAAGGAUACCGUUACCAAGCAAUGGCAUGCUACGAUCAAAAUGGCAGGCUGGUGGAAACAUCCAGAUGUAACAGCCAUGGUUACAUUGAGGAAGCCUGCAUCAUCCCCUGUCCCUCAGACUGCAAGCUCAGUGAAUGGUCCAACUGGUCGCGCUGCAGCAAGUCUUGUGGGAGUGGUGUGAAAGUUCGCUCUAAAUGGCUGCGUGAAAAACCAUAUAAUGGAGGAAGGCCUUGCCCCAAACUGGAUCAUGUUAACCAGGCCCAGGUGUAUGAGGUUGUCCCGUGCCACAGUGACUGCAAUCAGUACAUAUGGGUUACAGAGCCAUGGAGCGUCUGCAAGGUGACCUUUGUGAAUAUGGGAGAUAACUGUGGAGAGGGAGUACAAACCCGAAAAGUGAGAUGCAUGCAGAAUACAGCAGAUGGCCCUUCUGAACAGGUAGAGGAUUACCUCUGUGACCCAGAAGAGAUGCCCCUGGGCUCUAGAGAGUGUAAAUUACCAUGCCCUGAGGACUGUGUGAUAUCUGAAUGGAGUCUAUGGACCAGAUGUGCUUUGCCUUGCAAUCAAAGCAGUUUCCGGCAGAGGUCAGCUGAUCCCAUCAGACAACCUGCUGAUGAAGGAAGAUCCUGCCCUGAUGCUGUGGAGAAGGAACCUUGUAACCUGAACAGAAACUGCUACCACUAUGAUUAUAAUGUCACAGACUGGAGUACAUGUCAGCUCAGUGAGAAGGCAGUUUGUGGAAAUGGCAUUAAAACAAGGAUGUUGGAUUGUGUUCGAAGUGAUGGAAAGUCAGUUGACCUGAACUAUUGUGAAGAGCUCGGCCUGGAGAAGAACUGGCAGAUGAACACAUCCUGCAUGGUGGAAUGCCCUGUGAACUGUCAGCUUUCUGAAUGGUCACCUUGGUCAGAAUGUUCUCAAACAUGUGGCCUCACAGGAAAGAUGAUCCGAAGACGAACAGUGACUCAGCCCUUUCAGGGUGAUGGAAGACCAUGCCCUUCCCUCAUGGACCAGUCUAAACCUUGCCCAGUGAAGCCGUGUUAUCGGUGGCAAUAUGGCCAGUGGUCUCCGUGCCAAGUGCAGGAGGCCCAGUGUGGAGAAGGGACCAGAACAAGGAACAUUUCUUGUGUCGUGAGUGAUGGGUCAGCUGAUGAUAUCAGCAAGGUGGUGGAUGAAGAAUUCUGUGCUGACAUUGAACCCAUUGUAGAUGGUAAUAAGAAAAUGGUUUUGGAGGAAACCUGCACCCAGCCUUGUCCAGGUGACUGUUAUUUGAAGGACUGGUCUUCGUGGAGCCUAUGUCAGCUGACCUGUGUGAACGGUGAGGAUCUAGGCUUUGGAGGAAUACAGGUCCGAUCCAGAGCUGUAAUUAUACAAGAACUAGAAAAUCAACAUCUGUGCCCAGAGCAGAUGUUAGAAACAAAAUCAUGUGAUGGUGGGCAGUGUUAUGAGUAUAAGUGGAUGGCCAGUGCUUGGAAGGGCUCUUCCCGAACAGUCUGGUGUCAAAGGUCAGAUGGUGUGAAUGUAACAGGGGGCUGCUUGGUGGUGAGCCAACCCGAUGCUGACAGGUCUUGUAACCCACCGUGUAGUCAACCCCACUCAUACUGUAGCGAGGUGAAAACAUGCCAUUGUGAAGAAGGGUACACUGAAGUCAUGUCUUCUAACAGUACACUUGAGCAGUGCACACUUAUCCCUGUGGUGAUGAUACCCACCAUGGAGGACAAAAGAGGAGAUGUGAAAACCAGUCGGGCAGUACAUCCAACGCAACCCUCCAGUAACCCAGCAGGACGGGGAAGGACCUGGUUUCUACAACCAUUUGGGCCAGAUGGGAGACUGAAGACCUGGGUUUAUGGUGUAGCAGCUGGGGCAUUUGUGUUACUCAUCUUUAUUGUCUCCAUGAUUUAUCUUGCUUGUAAAAAGCCAAAGAAACCCCAAAGAAGGCAAAACAACCGACUGAAACCUUUAACCUUAGCCUAUGAUGGAGAUGCAGACAUGUAA